GUUCGUCACAGGAAACUGCAAGUGUGUAGUAAAUAGAGCUGCCUGUGUAGUGUGCAUACCAAAACUCAGACAACCACAGCAUCAUCAGACAGCUUCAGACUUCACCUGACUCUCAGCUCAACUAUUGUCCCUCCUCAGCUCUUUAGUGGCCUGAAUAAAGAAGAAAACUAUCACUCAGCACUGGUUUACAGACUUUUAUUGCCUGGCUAUCUCAGUUUUCAGGCCUGUUGCACAUAUUCUCAUACAGCUGUGCUGGUGAGGAGGUCACUUUGCUUCUAAAGAAGGAUUAUCAUAAAUGCCAGCUUGAGGACCAUGAGAUUGUGGUUCCUACUAGUAUUGUGCACCUAAACACUCCAGAGCAGCAUGGGCAGUUGGCCCAGUAAAGACCGGCAUGGAUCCAGCACACAUGCUGGCCUCUUGAGCCCAGAGGAGAGCGCCGGCCCACUGUCGCUGGACAGUGGCAGAUACGUGGUGGUUUCACUGUAUGACUAUCCAUCGAGAGGUCCGGGUGACUGCACCAUCAGAGUGGGAGAGAGACUCAACAUUUUGUCAGAUGAGGGAGAGUGGUGGAAAGUAAGCUCAUCAGCCACAGGAAAUGAGAGCUACAUCCCCAGCAAUUACACCGCCAAAGUGUACAACAGGUGGCAGUUUGUAGGUCUCAGCAAACAGAAAGCAGAGGAACUUUUGAUGCUCCCCCAUAAUCAGCCCGGCUCUUUUCUAAUCAGAGAGAGUGAGACCUUUCCAGGUAACCACACUCUGUCAGUGCGCAAGAGCAGCUCACAGGAACGCGCUUCUGUCAAACACUACCGCAUCAACUGCAUCGAAAAUGGCUGGUUCUACAUCUCUCCUGGACUCACCUUCCGAUUCCUCUCAGACCUGGUUGCACACUAUUCAGCAUCGGAAGGGCUGUGCUGUACUCUAGGGGAGCCCUGCUACAUCAUUGGAUCCAACAAUGUUCCCGUGGUAACUGGUCCACCUCCUGUAGCUGUGAAGAGGCCCACUAUAAACUGGAAAGAUGUGAACAGCUCAAUGAUCUUCGGACACAGUAAAGAUGGCGCAGAGGACUCUCUAGUGAGCGAAGGAUUAAAGGAGGCAAUUAACUCUUACCUUUACAUGACAGAAGAAUGCGAGGACUGCUGUCAGCACUGGGAGACAUGAGUGGGCAUAAGACUGCAUGCUUGAAGUCUCGUUUGAGUCUUUGUGAUAAUGAGAAAUAAGUGUUUGAAUGACUUUGGUCAAAGCUUGGACUCUUGAUGCAGUUAUCUGGCCUACAAACACUUCAACACAUACAGAAACUGACCCAGAAAAGAAAACGCACCCUUACUGUUCCAUUUCAGAUCUACACUUGGAUCUAACAGGUCUAAAAUACAUUGAUGCGUCUAUUUGCAUCGAAGAGACACAAGAACUGUUUAACAGUGAAAGCGGCGUCAGAUUAAGUUCCAAGUGCUCUGAGUCAUUGCUGUUCUUCCAGAGUGGGUGCUGGAGAUAAAGAUGUCACAGUUUUCUGUGUGGACUCGUUCCUGACGGACAUGAAAGAGAGAGGACAUGAAGGAAAGCACGAUAGAGGAGUGUGUGAGUGGGAGGGGGAACACAGCUGGGCGAUGUGUGUAUACAUUUCCACUCCUCUUGUAUUUUCUGGACCUUAUUUAGUGAGAAAUGCAUAUUACACUUGAUCAGUUAUGAUCUUCUGUCAUCAUUUACCCUCAUGUUGCUCCAAACCGGUGUGACCCAUCUGGAGAUGUCAGUCAUAAUGUUAGGUCAUUAUUCUCAGUCAUCAUUCACUUUCAUUGCACCUUUUUCUCACACAAUGAGAGUGGAUGGCGAACAUUCUGCCUAACAUCUUUUAAAGUUUGGGGUGAACUAUCACUUUAAGGGAGAAUGUGGAGAUUAAGACAUCAAGAGACAUUGUCUGAUGUCAAAAUUAUUAGGAUGUAAUUUUCUGAUGAAAAUGCCAAACAAUUAUGUAUUAAUUACAGUAGGAUUGUAAUGUUGAACAUAUCUCUGUGUGUGUAUAUAUAUAUAUAUA
Myxocyprinus asiaticus (Chinese sucker) is the source of this 2026-nucleotide messenger RNA. Its product is annotated as src-like-adapter 2. The transcript is spliced from 8 exons. Lineage: Eukaryota; Metazoa; Chordata; Actinopteri; Cypriniformes; Catostomidae. The coding region runs from base 364 to 1158 and encodes 264 amino acids. The record is from RefSeq and is a predicted model, not a curated record. Gene Ontology annotation, molecular function: protein binding.